Molecule: messenger RNA, 609 nt
Organism: Exophiala viscosa
Lineage: Eukaryota; Fungi; Ascomycota; Eurotiomycetes; Chaetothyriales; Herpotrichiellaceae
Product: uracil phosphoribosyltransferase
Exons: 2
Coding region: 1-609 (202 amino acids)
Source: RefSeq, a predicted model, not a curated record
AUGUCUAAAGACGUUCUUCCCUCCAAUGUGCGAGUCCUUUCGUCGCCUGCCUUCGCUGCCAAACUCGCCAUCCUGCGUGAUCGGAGCAUCAAGCCAAGAGCCGUCCGCAAAUUGACAGCCGAACUAUCAACCAUACUCGCAGCAGAGGCAUUCUCGGCUGGUAGCACGGCGUCCAAAGCUGCUUUGAUUGUGGUGCUGCGUGCGGGUCUUGCUAUGCAAGAUCCCUUCCUCGAUCAAGCACCUUCAGAUCUUGAUGUCUUUGUCUACCAUCUUGGCCUGUUCCGCGACACUGUCACCCUGGAGCCGGUUGAAUACUACAACAAAUUGCCCACGAGAGACCGAAGCAUCAAGCACGCCUACAUUGUCGACCCACUCAUCGCGACUGGUGGCACAGCUGCAGCAACGAUCAACAUUCUUAGAUCUUGGGGUGUUGAACACAUCACGUUCCUUUCGAUUUUGGCGAGCAGGGUCGGACUGGAGCAGGUGGCAAACACUUGGCCAGAGGGUACGGACUUCCUUGUCGGAGUGGUGGACGAGGACAUCGAUGAGAAGGGAUAUAUCGUGCCUGGUUUGGGAGAUAUUGGUGACCGUUUGUACCGUACAAAGUGA